Molecule: messenger RNA, 1266 nt
Organism: Brettanomyces bruxellensis
Lineage: Eukaryota; Fungi; Ascomycota; Pichiomycetes; Pichiales; Pichiaceae
Exons: 1
Coding region: 1-1266 (421 amino acids)
Molecular function (GO): protein binding
Source: RefSeq, a predicted model, not a curated record
AUGUCUGAGGAAGAAAAAGUGCAAGGGGAUUCCCCAGAACAGCCUGAGUUUGUUGAGACUCAAGAUGUUGAAGAAGUGGUCCAAGAUGAUGAUCAGCAGCAAACGAGUCCACAGCCGGGUGAAAAUAUUUCUGGAAACGAUGUCAAAAUGAAUGAAGAUGGAAAUAUAGAAAUAGAUAUGUCAAACAAUUCUAACGCAUACUUUGAUCAGCAUACUGAUUCAAUCUUUACAAUUGCCACGCACCCCACUUUACCGUUGGCUGUUAGUGGUGGUGGAGAUAACGUGGCUUAUUUAUGGACGACCCACACUUCACCUACUAGAUUGGCUGGAAAGUUGGAAGGUUACACGGAAUCGGUUAUCGCCUCGGAAUUCACCCCAGACGGUAAAUUUUUGGUGACUGGGGACAUGACAGGAAAAAUUCUUAUUCACAAGGCCACCAAACGAGGACAGGUUUGGGUUCCGUAUGGUGAAUUACAGCAAGUUGAAGAGAUUUCGUGGAUCACUAUGCAUCCAAAGGAAGAUAUUUUUGCCUUUGGAGCGACGGACGGCUCUGUGUGGGCAUAUCAGAUUGGUGCAAACAAGGAAAUCAGUUUGAUCUUUACAGGCUACUCGCACUCGUUGGACUGUACUGCUGGAGAGUUUUUCGAUGUUAAUAAUAAUUUUGGCGAGCUCAAGUUGGCUACUGCAUGUGAGGACGGUACAAUUAUUGGUUGGAAUUGCUACACUUCGAACCAACUUUUUCACAUUCACACGGCUGAACUUAAAGGUAUAACACCACCUUGGGUCACGCUGUCCGUGUAUUCAAAUACGGGAAAAAUUGCUGCAGUCGGUUCUAGAGAUUCGCACGUUGCCAUAGUAAACUUGGAAACAGGCACGGUCGUAAAAGUGAUAACUGCACUUACUCCAAAGGACACGGAUGAUGUGUUUGAUGCUUCUAUUGAAGGUCUCUCUUGGUGCAAGUCUCUUCCUCUUUUGGCACUCGGUCUUGUCUCGGGAGACGUUUUUAUAAUAGACACCAGAACAUGGCAGGUGAGGAAGAAGAUGAAGUGCCAGGAUGCAAUCACUAAAUUGACGUUUUUCAAAGACACGCCGUUUUUACUUGGUUCAUCAAUGGAAGGUAAAGUGUACAAGUGGGAUGCCAGAACUGGAUCUGUUAUCCAGAGUUAUACUGGCCACCAUAUGGGUGUCCUGGACUUUGCUAUUGAUUGUGCCGAUAGACUUGUCACCGCUGGAGAUGAUGGUGUUUCCUUGGUGUUCACAAUUUAG